Messenger RNA from Saccharomycopsis crataegensis, 585 nucleotides. Its product is annotated as Yet1 protein. The record is from RefSeq and is a predicted model, not a curated record. Gene Ontology annotation, cellular component: endoplasmic reticulum membrane; endoplasmic reticulum. The transcript is spliced from 2 exons. Bases 1 to 585 code for a protein of 194 amino acids. Lineage: Eukaryota; Fungi; Ascomycota; Saccharomycetes; Ascoideales; Saccharomycopsidaceae. Gene Ontology annotation, biological process: endoplasmic reticulum to Golgi vesicle-mediated transport; intracellular protein transport.
AUGAGUCUUUAUAUGUCAUUGAUUUUUGGUGUCUUGGUGGCUGAAAUGGCCAUCGUCACUGUUCUAUUAUUGCCUCUCCCACACAAGAUUCGCAAGAAGAUUGUUCAAUUUUCAUUCUUCAUCUGGAACCAAACACAAAUUCGCGUGGCCAUUAUGGUAUGCAGCGCCCUCGUUGGGUUGAUGUUUGUUGACUCUGCCCAAAGAUCAUUUAAACACCCACUUGUACGUGAAGCAGAAGCUGGCCCAGCAGGGCAUUUGAGCCAUGGGUAUAAUGAGCUUAGUAGUAGUGAAUAUUUGGCAAGAAAGUUCUAUAAUCAAAGAAACUUCUACUUAACGGGGAUUGUCCUUUGUUUAGGGAUGGCAAUUCCAACCAUUCUCAUAUUGUUGGAGAAGAUCAUUAAAUGGGACAAUAUUUUGAAGUCUACUAACGGCGGUAGUAGUGUCGAUAGCAUCAAGAAACAAUUGGAUGCUAAGGACAAGGAUAUUGCUACGUUGAAAAAACAAAUCGAAGGUUUGCAAAAAGCGUACAACGAAAAGGCUGAUGCCAAGAAUCCUGUCAGUGGAGAUUCAAAGAAAUCCGCUUGA